AUGGACAGCUGGCUGUGGGGUGCCUGCGUCCUCUGCCUGCUGGGGCCGUUACCAGUCGUACUGGGCCAGGUGCAUCCAGAAUGUAACUUCAUCCCACAGUUGAGAGAGGAAGAGAGUGCCUGUCUACACACAGCCCAGGGGAUGCCCAACACCACUCUGGGCUGUCCUAGGACCUGGGACGGGCUGCUGUGCUGGCCAAUGGCAGGCUCUGGAGAGUGGGUCACCCUCCCCUGCCCGGAUUUCUUCUCUCACUUCAGCUCAGAGCCGGGGGUAGUGAAGAGGGAUUGUACCAUCACAGGCUGGUCUGAGCCCUUCCCGCCUUACGCUGUGGCCUGCCCUGUGCCGCUGGAGCUGCUGGCCGAGGAGAGAUCUUACUUCUCCACGGUGAAGAUCAUCUACACCAUGGGCCAUAGCGUCUCUUCUGUAGCCCUCUUUGUGGCCAUCAUCAUCCUGGUUGCUCUCAGGAGGCUCCACUGCCCCCGGAAUUACAUCCACACCCAGCUGUUUGCUACCUUUAUCCUCAAGGCGGGAGCUGUGUUCCUGAAGGACGCCACCCUCUUCCACGGCGACAACACGGACCACUGCAGCUUCUCCACUGUUCUGUGCAAGGUCUCCGUAGCCACCUCCCAUUUUGCUACCAUGACCAACUUCAGCUGGCUGCUGGCCGAGGCCGUCUACCUGACCUGCCUGCUGGCCUCCACAUCCCCUGGCUCAAGGAGGGCCUUCUGGUGGCUGGUUCUUGCUGGCUGGGGGCUGCCCAUGCUCUUCACUGGCAUGUGGGUGGGCUGUAAGGUGGCCUUCGAGGAUACUGCGUGCUGGGACCUAGACGACAGCUCCCCCUACUGGUGGAUCAUCAAAGGGCCUGUCGUCCUCUCUGUUGGGGUGAACUUUGGGCUUUUUCUCAACAUUAUCCGCAUCCUACUCAGGAAACUGGAGCCAGCUCAGGGCAGCCUCCAUGCUCAGUCUCAGUACUGGCGUCUCUCCAAGUCAACACUUCUUCUCAUCCCACUGUUUGGAAUUCACUACAUCAUCUUCAACUUCCUGCCUGACAAUGCUGGCCUGGGCAUCCGUAUCCCCCUGGAGCUAGGACUGGGCUCCUUCCAGGGCUUCAUUGUUGCCGUCCUCUACUGCUUCCUCAACCAAGAGGUGAGGACUGAGAUCUCACGGAAGUGGCAUGGCCAUGACCCUGAGCUUCUGCCAGCCCGGAGGACCCGUGCUAAGUGGACCAUGCCUUCCCGCUCAAAGGCGAAGGUGCUGACCUCUGUGUGCUAG
This is a messenger RNA of Cynocephalus volans (Philippine flying lemur), 1272 nucleotides long. RefSeq names its product growth hormone releasing hormone receptor (gene GHRHR). Bases 1 to 1272 code for a protein of 423 amino acids. Gene Ontology annotation, biological process: positive regulation of cell population proliferation; adenylate cyclase-activating G protein-coupled receptor signaling pathway; cell surface receptor signaling pathway. Lineage: Eukaryota; Metazoa; Chordata; Mammalia; Dermoptera; Cynocephalidae. Gene Ontology annotation, cellular component: plasma membrane. The record is from RefSeq and is a predicted model, not a curated record. Gene Ontology annotation, molecular function: peptide hormone binding; G protein-coupled peptide receptor activity; growth hormone-releasing hormone receptor activity. The transcript has 13 exons.